Molecule: messenger RNA, 1172 nt
Organism: Macroventuria anomochaeta
Lineage: Eukaryota; Fungi; Ascomycota; Dothideomycetes; Pleosporales; Didymellaceae
Product: casein kinase II subunit beta
Exons: 3
Coding region: 139-915 (258 amino acids)
Cellular component (GO): cytoplasm; protein kinase CK2 complex
Molecular function (GO): protein kinase regulator activity
Source: RefSeq, a predicted model, not a curated record
CCUCAUCGUCAAUUCACAGCAACCGCGGCCCAGGCCGGUGUAGACAACCAGGAACAGCCAAAUCCCUCCUUCACCGUCGCCUCGCUCACCACCACACCUGCAUAUUCUCACUCGCUGCACACGGCGCCUCAGCGCAGCAUGGACGACUUCAACAGUGACACAGACAGCGACUACACAAGUUACUGGCGCGACUGGUUCAUAUCAUCACGGGGAAACGAGUACUUCUGUGAGAUCGACGAAGAGUACCUUACCGACCGGUUCAAUCUUACUGGGCUAAACACAGAGGUUCAAUACUACCAAUAUGCCCUCGACCUCGUAACAGAUGUCUUUGACUUCGACUGCGACGAUGAGAUGCGGGAACAGAUUGAGAAGUCGGCGCGACACCUAUACGGCUUAGUACACGCACGAUACAUUGUGACAACGAGAGGGCUGGCAAAGAUGCUCGAGAAGUUCAAGAAGUCAGACUUUGGGAAAUGCCCGCGCGUCAUGUGCGAAUCACAACCUCUCCUGCCCAUGGGCCAGUCCGACGUAGCCAACACCUCGCCCGUCAAGCUCUACUGCUCCCGCUGCGAAGACCUCUACAAUCCCAAAUCCUCACGACACGCCGUUAUCGACGGCGCUUACUUCGGCACAUCCUUCCACAACAUCCUCUUCCAAGUAUACCCCGCGAUGCUCCCACCCAAAUCGCAACGACGAUACGAGCCACGAGUAUUCGGCUUCAAAGUACACGCAGCCGCAGCAUUGUCGAGAUGGCAAGGCGACCAGAGAGACGCGAUGAAAGACCGCCUGAAAGGGCUGAAGAUCGAGACGGGGUUCGAAGAGGAGGACGAGGAGCUAGAGGAGGACGACGAGGAAGAUGAGGAAAUGGAGGGCGGCGAGGGUUUUCAGGGCGCGGUCGCACCGCAGCAGCAGUAGGAGUUGAGCGUGGAUUUGACGCUAUGAGAUAUCACGGAAUCGGAGGGCGGGACAGCAUCCAGCAUUGGGAAGGCGAUAGGCGUAAUGGCUGGGUUGGGCAGCUCUGAAUAAUACCACAACGCAUCAUCAACACGCCAUGAAUAAGCUCCAGAGUGCGCACUAUGUAUGGGAGCGCGUGCGUGCAUGUGGCAGCGGAUAGAUCAACAUCACGCGGCCGGAAAUGGAUGAGCAUGUACUAAGUAGAUGAGGCAACCAAC